AUGUCCUCCCCGUCCAAAUCCGGGUCCAAAACCCUAGAAAUCGCCCUCCGCCGCCACCGGACACGUCCGCCACCAUCGGACGAAUUCGCCGCCGCCCCGCAGCCACUGGCGUCAUGCCACGUGUCCACCGCGCCGUCUCCGCCGCCGUGGCCCACCGGACCCGAUUCGGGCCCGCGGGGCCCGUCCGCCGCCCGCACGCCCCCGCGCACGCUCGCGCCUCCAGCCGGCGAGCCGUGCUGCCCGGCUCGCGUCCCCGCCACCGUCCGCCUCUUCGCCGCCUCCCGCCGGCGCCGCCUCGCCUUGCCGCCACCGGUCGUCGCCCGGCCGCGCCUCGCGUCCCCGCUCGCCGUCGCCGCUCCUCUGGCCAGAUCCGGCCGCGGGAGGGCCGGAUCCGGCGAGUACGCGCUCCGGCGACCCCCCCGUUCUCCCUCUCCGGCCACCGCAGCAUCAACUCCGGCGAGCUCCCCGGUCAUCCUCGAAGAACGUGCAAACCCUAGAUCCAGUUUGCGAGAGGUUGAUUUCGUCUAA
Aegilops tauschii subsp. strangulata is the source of this 528-nucleotide messenger RNA. The record is from RefSeq and is a predicted model, not a curated record. NCBI's taxonomy places the organism in Eukaryota, Viridiplantae, Streptophyta, Magnoliopsida, Poales, Poaceae.